This is a messenger RNA of Colossoma macropomum (tambaqui), 488 nucleotides long. RefSeq lists its product as uncharacterized. Gene Ontology annotation, molecular function: protein binding. NCBI's taxonomy places the organism in Eukaryota, Metazoa, Chordata, Actinopteri, Characiformes, Serrasalmidae. The coding region runs from base 57 to 329 and encodes 90 amino acids. The record is from RefSeq and is a predicted model, not a curated record. The transcript is spliced from 2 exons.
AAAGUGAAACUUCACAACAUUCAGGUUGCUGCUGUUCCUAGGCGCUCUUGGUCAGCAUGGGGAAAGUUUUUCAAGUCCUAGUUCUUGGUAUUAAGGGAGAGAAGAAAACGAUCGACGUUGCAAACUCUGAACAGGCUUUUAACAACACGACUGUUGCAACUUUCAAAGAGAAAAUCGUGGAGAAAAUUCCGGAACUCAAAGGGCAGAACUUCAAAAUGAUGUACACGGAUGUGCAGCUUGAGGACGAUGAAACUUUCUCCAAGUACCAGAUCCAGGACCGCUCUACGAUAGUGCUGAUUGUUCGCCUGCCUGGAGGAGCUGCACUCUGAGGCCAAUGGGAUAAAUAAAGAGUCUCCAGCUCUCUGGACUUUUUCUCUGGGCUUUCCUUUCCUUUUCUCUUUUCUUUUUCUCCUUCUUUAAAUUAAAUAUCGAGUAAAUGCAUUUUACAUGUAUUAUUUGCAAAUAAAUUACACAGUAAUGUGUUUUAA